UCAAAAAACAACAAUUGAGUUCCCUCUUACACUCUUCAUCCAAAUGGAAAGCAUAAGAAGUUUAGUAGCAGAGAAACCAGUGGUGAUAUUCAGCAAAAGCAGUUGCUGCAUGAGCCAUUCAAUCCAAACACUGAUCUCAGGGUAUGGUGCAAAUAUGACAGUGUACGAGCUUGACCAGUUGUCUAACGGCCAGGAGGUGGAGAAAGCAUUGGUACAGAUGGGGUGUAAGCCGAGUGUGCCAGCUGUGUUCAUAGGGGAACAAUUAAUCGGUGGUGCUAACCAGGUGAUGACUAUCCAUGUCAAGAACCAACUAGCUGCAUUGCUAAGAAGAGCCAGAGCCAUAUGGGUUUAAAGAUUGAGAAGAAUAUAUUGUUUUACCUUUUUUCGGGUUUAGGGUGCACUGUCAAGUGUAGUAAUCACACUCACACAACCCUAGUGGCUCUAAAGAUCUAGAAUUUGUGUAUUCUAAUAAAUAUCAUACUUGUUAUAUCAGCAAAUGCUUAUUCAUAAUUAACAGAGAAACAUAUGCCCUUUUUGAUUAAUCUUUGAAGAAUUUUUUUAACAAAAUGAAAAGGCAUUUCUAUUCAAAAGUGAAGAUGUGCUGACUUUUCAAUUAUAGAUGAAAUGAGAUUUAAAACGCCACUAGCAUGGUCAAGCUUUUGCUCAAAAAAAAAAAAAAAA
Molecule: messenger RNA, 681 nt
Organism: Brassica oleracea var. oleracea
Lineage: Eukaryota; Viridiplantae; Streptophyta; Magnoliopsida; Brassicales; Brassicaceae
Product: monothiol glutaredoxin-S6-like
Exons: 1
Coding region: 44-352 (102 amino acids)
Source: RefSeq, a predicted model, not a curated record